UUAGUGGACCAGUGAAUAGCACGUUGAUCCUUAUUCGCGGCUUUUGUUCUUAUUUUGCCUUGUUUUCAAAUAUUAAGUUAAUCGAAAUUCGAUUCUCGCCGAAGAAAAAUUGACGAACGAAAGAUCGAGAGUUUGAAUUUAAAAUGAGUCCGAACAUUUUAGUAAAGUUAUGCGGUACAAGGGUAUUGCAGAAUGUCGGUAUCGGUCAAAAGCCGAAAUGGAUCACCGUUAACAGAUUCCUUAGUAUCACAAUGUCGCGUCUUAUGCUGAAGGAGUCGCCGAACGCGGCCCUAGAUAAGACCCUGCUGAACAGGUACCUGGAACUACCCCAACCGGAGAACACAGUUCAGGCGAAAUACAUUUGGAUCGAUGGUACCGGUGAAAAUUUGCGAAGCAAGACCAGGACCGUUGAUUUCGUGCCGAAACAUCCGUCAGAAUUGCCGAUCUGGACGUACGAUGGUAGCUCGACGUACCAAGCGGAUGGAGCGAACAGUGACAUUUAUCUAUGCCCGGUAGCGAUCUAUGACGAUCCGUUUCGUCGCGGGAAGAACAAACUUGUACUCUGCGACACUUAUUACAGCGAUAUGACACCAACGGCGUCUAACAAGCGUUUCAAAGCGAACGAGGCUAUGGAAGCGGUGAAGGAUCAGGAACCAUGGUUCGGUAUCGAGCAAGAGUACACUUUCCUUGAUUUCGACGGUAGGCCCCUUGGCUGGCCGAAGAACGGUUUCCCGGGUCCCCAAGGACCGUACUACUGCGGCGUCGGCGCCGACAAGGUUAUCGGUCGCGAAAUCGUCGAGGCUCAUUACCGAGCCUGUCUUUACGCCGGCGUGAAGAUUGCUGGUACAAAUGCCGAAGUAAUGCCGUCUCAGUGGGAGUUCCAGGUUGGUCCCUGCGUCGGCAUAUCAGCCGGCGAUGAUUUAUGGGUCGCCAGGUUCAUACUGCAUCGCGUGGCCGAGGAAUACGGUGUGAUCGUCACCUUGGAUCCAAAGCCCGUGGACGGUUCGUGGAACGGCGCUGGCGCGCACACGAACUUCUCGACAAAGGCAAUGCGAAACGAAAACGGUAUCGCCGAGAUCGAGAAGGCGAUCGACAAGCUGAGCAAGCAGCACCUAAGGCACAUCCAAGCGUACGACCCACGCGGAGGAAAGGACAACGAACGUCGUUUAACCGGAAAAUGCGAAACCAGCAGCAUACAUGAUUUCAGCGCUGGUGUAGCGAAUCGUAAUGUCAGUAUUCGUAUACCUCGAGGCGUUGCCGAGGAUAAGAAAGGGUACCUGGAGGACAGAAGACCAAGUAGCAAUUGCGAUCCAUACUCGGUGUGCGACGCUCUUAUUCGUACUUGUGUCCUCAACGAGUAAAGAAUUAUAACGGUUCCUGAAGACGAUGCUCGGUGGAAAGGAAUAAUUGGACGAUAAAUCGGUAGUGCGAUAGAGUGGCUGAACUUACGUUGAACGUGUUCCAUGCACAUUGUAAAUUGAUUAUUCAUAGUGAGAGAAUACAAGAUUUGAACGAGAGAGGAUGUAUACUUCAAGCGAGACGGAAUCGUUCAAGGACCAUCGAUCAUGUUAUAAAUAAAAUUGCUUUCAAAGGAAGCUGAGAGGAAGGGAAAAUAAGGAAAUUCGUAUCGUUGAUCGGUGUCGAUUAGAUAGCUAGAAAUUUCAAGUCUCGUGUAAUAACGGAUACGAGGAAAAUGCACAAAGUAAAGACGAGACGAUUGAUAGGAAUAAUUAUUUGCUUUUGCCACAAUAAUAUCUUUUAAUAAAUUGUUGCGAAUCGAGUGAUGUAUAAUUUAUAUUUCAUACUUUGAAACAGUGCAAUAGGAAUGGUUACUUUUAUGAUAUAUUGUCACGGUGGUGUAACCAUGAUUUAUACGCCAUUUAUAAAAAUUAUUUUUCUCAAUUAACAUGUACUUGUUAGCAUAGAAUGAAAUGAAACGUGUAAAAGCUAUAGAAUGUUGCACUGAAAUAUAAUACAUAUCUUUUGGACAAAUUUGAUACCUCUCCUGAUACCUGAAAAUACGGGCAUGCCACCCAUAUAUCGUUAUUAUAAUAAAUGAAUGUAAAUCGUGGAAUUCCAUGAAGGCACGAUAAUUUAGAAAAGUUGAAUAUAAGCAUCCCUUUAUCGCAGUUUAAAAUGCUAUGACUGCGACUCUGUGUAUUUACGAUAAUACAUACAUAAUGAAAGGAAAAAAGUGGAUGUAGCAUGUAUAUGGUGUAUUUUCAUAUUUGUAUGGUAUAUUUUCAUAUUUGUAUUUUCUAUGCUGAAUUCUUCAAUAUAACUGUAUACCAUAACCAUUGUUGACAUUUUUGUUGGUAGUGGUUAUCACUGUUGUUGUUAUUGAUAAUAAAAGGCAACAAUUUUUAACGAA
Messenger RNA from Osmia lignaria (orchard mason bee), 2371 nucleotides. It is a transcript of the gene Gs2, whose product is annotated as glutamine synthetase 2. Gene Ontology annotation, cellular component: cytoplasm. Lineage: Eukaryota; Metazoa; Arthropoda; Insecta; Hymenoptera; Megachilidae. Gene Ontology annotation, molecular function: glutamine synthetase activity. The record is from RefSeq and is a predicted model, not a curated record.